ACCUGCAGUGUCCGCAAAGGCAUCAGGUGAUCUACUGACUUAAAGCGUAGGUUGACGGGAGAAAACACAAAAUGACAGGCAAAAAUGUGAGGAAAUAAUCUGCUGGGGUUUAAAUAUGGAUGUAGGACAAGGCUAGUAGUUCGAGGAUGUGCUCAUUUUGUUCGUCCGUCUCGUGUCUUUUUAUGGAUUACUGUUACUAUCAUUAUUAUUAUCGUUAUUAUUAUUAUUAUUAGGCCACUUGGCGUAACCAUGGGGUUGUGUUAUAGUCUGCGUCCCCGGUUAUUCGGGGAUCUGAGCGGAACCAUUUCAAACGCCAAUUCAGACCCGGAGCAGCCACCCGAUCUUCUCAUUCCGUCGCGUCUUGGGGAAUCUCGGCUCGACGAGUCCGGAGGGAACAGCAAGGCAUCUCCAGCGCCAUCUCCAUUACGCGCCGAUCAGACGCACCAGUGGGAGCGCAGGCACGCUGGAGACGCCACCGCGGAUGGAGCUCUCAUCCAGAACGGAGGAGGAAAAGCCACAGGAACCGCGAAGGAUCGCAGCCGGAGACUAAACCUCCUUCCUACAUCCAGCCAGAAAGCAAAGAACUGGGACAAACUGGUGGUGGAGGAAAAGGAGGCCGAAAAGGAGGCGCGCAAAGUCAGUAAAAAUAUCGACCGCGUCUUGAAAGAACUCAAAAAGGAAUACAAGCAGACACACAGGCUGCUUUUAUUGGGAGCUGGAGAAUCAGGAAAAAGCACCAUCGUGAAACAGAUGAGAAUUCUUCACGUGAACGGUUUUAACGCAGAAGAAAAGAGACAGAAAAUCCAAGACAUCCGGAAGAACGUGAAGGAUGCUAUAGUGACGAUAGUGUCUGCCAUGAGCACUUUAAUACCGCCUGUCCCUCUCGCCAACCCGAAGGACCAGUUUAGGAUCGAUUACAUCAAAAGCAUAGCAGCGCUGUCGGAUUUUGACUACCCACAGGAGUUUUUUGACCAUGCCAAGAAACUUUGGGAUGACGAAGGAGUGAAAGCAUGCUACGAGAGGUCCAACGAGUACCAGCUCAUCGACUGUGCACAUUACUUCCUUGACCGAAUUGAUGCUGUAAGACAAAGUGACUACACGCCAACAGAUCAGGACUUGCUGCGCUGCAGAGUUCUGACAACAGGGAUUUUUGAAACACGAUUUCAAGUAGACAAAGUGAACUUUCAUAUGUUUGAUGUGGGAGGUCAAAGAGAUGAGAGGAGAAAAUGGAUCCAGUGCUUUAACGAUGUCACUGCGAUCAUCUUUGUGGUGGCGAGUAGCAGCUAUAACAUGGUCAUUAGAGAAGACAACAACACAAACAGACUACGAGAAGCACUCAACCUCUUUCACAGUAUCUGGAACAACAGGUGGUUACGGACCAUUUCUGUUAUUUUAUUCCUCAACAAGCAGGACAUGCUGGCAGAGAAAGUAUUAGCUGGGAAAUCCAAAAUCGAAGACUAUUUCCCAGAAUACGCUCGCUACACCAUACCAAAUGAAGGUUAUGUAUCGCGUUGGCGAUGCAAAUGUCUGCGACGCAAAUCCCGCCUUUUGUUGCCAACUCCAGAACCAGGAGAAGACCCAAGAGUGACAAGAGCCAAGUAUUUCAUUCGUGAUGAAUUCCUGAGGAUCAGCACAGCAAGCGGAGACGGUCGUCAUUACUGUUACCCUCAUUUUACUUGCGCCGUUGACACGGAAAAUAUCCGCCGGGUAUUUAACGACUGUCGGGACAUCAUCCAGAGAAUGCACCUGCGGCAGUAUGAACUCUUGUGAUCUGGUUCCCAAAAGCCAGAGCACUUUUUUCUUCUUUUAAAUAAAGAACCCACUCCUAAACAAGGCCAAAACCCAUGGAUUAUAUGUGUAACUUGUUUUUUGGCAGAUCCUGUUUAAUUGUUUAUUUUUUUUUUCCUUUAACCAUUGUUAAUCUGAAUGGGUGGUUUUUAAAAAAAAACAAAAACAAAAAAAAAAACUUUGUCAUUCCGCUAAACCUUUGCAUCUUUUUAUUUGUGUGUGCACGAGUUCACCAGAUUGACAGUUUAUCAACUAAACCUACCCUAUAGCCCCACCACCACCACCCCAAGCACCCUAUGAAGGCUUUAGACUGUGUCUGUAUCCCCCUGUACAUCAUAUUCAAAGCCCUAAAAAGCAGCAAUCGACUUAAUUUAACUACAACAAAAAAUCUAACACAUUUCCAUCUGCACAACGAAGCAUGCUGGUGGUAGCAUCAUUACUGUUGAUUGUCUAUUGUUUGAUUACUUGUGUUUUUCCUCAAAAGUUCACAAUAGCUUAUUUUCCAUCGCUUCUUGGUCUUGAUGAUGUGUUAGUGUCGAGUUAUAUAACUUCAUCUUUAUCUUUUGUUAAUUUUUGUUUUCUCUGGUUGUUGGAAAGGGGGGCACGGUGGCUUAGUGGUUAGCACGUUCACCUCACACCUCCAGGGUUGGGGGUUCGAUUCCCGCCUCCACCUUGUGUGUGUGGAGUUUGCAUGUUCUCCCCGUGCCUUGGGGGUUUCCUCCGGGUACUCCGGUUUCCUCCCCCGGGCCAAAGACAUGCAUGGUAGGUUGAUUGGCAUCUCUGGAAAAUUGUCCGUAGUGUGUGAUUGUGUGAGUGAAUGUGAGUGUGUGUGUGUGCCCUGCGAUGGGUUGGCACUCCGUCCAGGGUGUAUCCUGCCUUGAUGCCCGAUGACACCUGAGAUAGGCACAGGCUCCCCGUGACCCGAGGUAGUUCGGAUAAGCGGUAGAAGAUGAAUAAAUGAAUGAGUGGUUGUUGGAAAAAGGAAAACCUGUGAUGAGCGUUACACCAGCCUCUUUGUUAACCAGCUUGUUCCAUUACUGACCAGAUCAUCGUCGCAAGCAUCGUCGUUUGGUGAAUCUUUUCCAUUAAUGAAUGGGGGGGAAAAAAAUAGGGCAUUGUGAAUUGAAACUUAGUAAAUGUCCCUCGCGUCUUUGGUGCUUGGACCCCUUUUAUCAUAUAGAGAUGAGUGUGUACCUAUUUGGGAAAGGUAUUUAGCUCAUAAACUGUGGGUGUUUACACGUGCGCACACAAACACACACACACACACAAACACACACGUCCACCAGUUUUUGAAGAUAGCACCACGUAUCCCGUAUCGUGACCCCUGACCUCCUGGCCUCUUGGGCUCUCUGCUGCUCUUUGUCUCCGCUCUACUGAAGAUGUGAACACUGGGAAAAAGAAUAAAAGCGCCGCACUUUUUGCACCAGGUUUUAAUUGACCGUAUUGUCACAGGUGGAUACACUCAAUGUAGCAUUGAAAUGUCGGAGUUAGAGCAUUAUUACAGACUGAAGACGUUAAAGCAACCGCAGCCCCUUUGGUCUGUCCGUGCAUUUGAUUUCUGACCUUGUAUCACUUUGAAUGAAGUUACACAUACACACUCUGUUUCUUGACUUGUUCAGACAUUGCAAGCUGAUAUUUCUCUUGCACAGAUUAUAAAAAAAAAAAAGUUAUUUUAUACAACUUUACGGAAGGAGAGGUGGGGAAAAAAAUCUACUUGUAGAUCUUUGUGCCUUCAAUAUGGCUGUACCUGUAAACAAAGCUGAGAUAUAAGUAUGUGUGUUUUUUUAUUUUUAUUUUUUAUCAUCAUUAUUGUUGAGUUUUUUUGUUUUUUUUUUCGGACUGCACUGUACAGCUUGAUGUCACUCUGUCAGCAGGAGGGACUGCCGACGGGGACCUACUCUGUAAAUGUACUUUUUUUUUGUUGUUGUUUGUUUUCUUUGCUUGUUUUGUUUAUAUAAAAAUGCUGAUUAGUUUUAAAAAAAAAAAAAAAGGAAAAAAAAAAAAUCUACAAAUUCUGUAUACAUUAUGCAAAUUGAUUCCUCCACCCCUCAUUAGCAUAACAUAAAAAAAGCACCAUGCCUAAAAUCUAAAAACGGAAAUAUCAGUUGAUCAAAAGAUACAACCAGGUGUUGUUUUUCAUAGGGACCUUUUUUCAGUAUGAAGUAUGAAUGCAAUAUGUUUGUGUGUCUCUCUGUGUGUGUGUGUGUGUGUGUGUGUAAGAGUGCGCUGUUUGCACUCGCUUCUAAAUGUAUGUACAUGUAAAUUUAUAGGUCUAUAUAAAUAUAUAUGUACAUUGCUACAUGUUUAAUUAUGUGUGUUGACGUGUAUACAUGCCUUUCUGUGUAUACAGUGAAGAAGUGUACAUGCACACAUAGAUAAGCAUGUGUGGAGUGGAAACGAAUAAAUGAGAGUGCAAUACAGAAA
Molecule: messenger RNA, 4212 nt
Organism: Tachysurus vachellii
Lineage: Eukaryota; Metazoa; Chordata; Actinopteri; Siluriformes; Bagridae
Gene: gnal2
Product: guanine nucleotide binding protein (G protein), alpha activating activity polypeptide, olfactory type 2
Exons: 13
Coding region: 250-1770 (506 amino acids)
Biological process (GO): adenylate cyclase-modulating G protein-coupled receptor signaling pathway
Cellular component (GO): heterotrimeric G-protein complex
Molecular function (GO): GTP binding; G protein-coupled receptor binding; GTPase activity
Source: RefSeq, a predicted model, not a curated record